This is a messenger RNA of Coregonus clupeaformis (lake whitefish), 2029 nucleotides long. Its product is annotated as B-cell receptor CD22. Bases 101 to 1984 code for a protein of 627 amino acids. The record is from RefSeq and is a predicted model, not a curated record. The transcript is spliced from 11 exons. Lineage: Eukaryota; Metazoa; Chordata; Actinopteri; Salmoniformes; Salmonidae.
ACUGACAGUUACUAGCAGUCUCCACACUACCAGUAAGUUGACUCACUGUACAGGACCUCUCUCCUUCAUUUCACUUUACUGCAGGGUGGGAGACGCAACAAUGGCCUUGAGAACAGCAGGAAGUGUGUUGGUGGUCUUUCUCUGGUCUGUAGCAGUGGUCCUGGGUCAGUAUGGCUGGAGUGUGACAUACACCCCUCAGAGUAUCUGUGCCUUGAAGGGGUCAACAGUGCAGCUGUCCUGCUCUUACAGAUAUCCCAGUGGUACAGUCACAACAACCUUCGGGUUCACUAAAAUGUAUGCUGUGGAGAAUUAUGUGAGUCUGAGUGAUGACCCAGACUAUAAAGGUCGUGUGACGUACCGUAGUGAUAAGAAGAAUGUCCACACCCUGACAAUCACAGACCUGAGAGAGAGUGACUCAGCUACGUACAAGUUCAGAUUUAUAACAGAUCAGACCGGAGGGAGAUAUACUGGUGAUCCUGGAGUCACUCUGUCUGUCACAGCUCUGCAGGUGAAGGUGACUCCUUCAAGUUGGCAAAAUUGGGUGACACUGACCUGUAGCAACACCUGUCCUCUGACUGACAACCCCAAACCCACCUACAUCUGGUACAAGAAUGGACACAAAGUAAAGGAGGACUCUUCCAGCUCGUACUCAGACUACUUUAGUGAUGCAGACAGUUACUCCUGUACAGUAAAAGGCCAUGAGGGUCUCAGCUCUCCUGCAGUGUAUAAACCAAAGAGCACCUCAGUGUCAGUCAGUCCCUCUGGUGAAAUAGUGGAGGGCAGUUCAGUGACUCUGACCUGCAGCAGUGAUGCCAACCCACCUGUGCAGAGUUACACCUGGUGGUACAAGAAGAAUGGAGGUGGCUAUCAGAGUAUGACAGGACCACAGCAUGUCUUCAAUCAAAUCCAGUUAUCUGACACUGGAGAGUACUACUGUAGGGCCCAGAAUGAGAUGGGGACAGACAGGUCUACGACCAUCAACAUGGAUGUGAAGUAUGGCCCAAAAAUCACCUCAAUGUCAGUCAGUCACUCUGGUGAAAUAGUGGAGGGCAGUUCAGUGACUCUGACCUGCAGCAGUGAUGCCAACCCACCUGUGGACAAAUACACCUGGUACAAGAAUGGAGCUUCACUGACAGGAUCUGAAAAGACAUACAAUUUCACAACCAUCAGCUCUGAGGACAGUGGAGAAUACUACUGUGAGGCUGACAAUAAAUAUGGACGCCUCAACUCUUCUUAUGUGUCUGUGGACGUUCAGUAUGGCCCAAAGAACACCUCAGUGUCAGUCAGUCCCUCUGGUGAAAUAGUGGAGGGCAGUUCAGUGACUCUGACCUGCAGCAGUGAUGCCAACCCACCUGUGGACAAAUACACCUGGUAUUUUCAAAAUAAGACUUUUCAAAAUGGAUUUGGAAAGAUCUACAACAUAAGUAACUUCAAGUCUAAGGACAAUGGACAUUACCACUGUGAGGCCUGGAAUGGAAGAGGGUCUAGGAACUCUACAGCUCUGAUGAUAACUUUACCAGGGAAACAAACCUCAGUUAUGACUGCAUCUGUAGGAAUCAUAGUUGUUGUUCUGGUUCUCAUCCUCUGUCUCUCUGGCUUCAUGUGGUUCAGGAAGAAGGCCUCCAAAUCCACCUCUGACACAAGAGACACAUCAGAGAAUGUAGAGGGAGACUCUAGUCCAGUGUAUGACAACAUCUCAGGCUUUGUCAUGACCCCUACUGCAGCACAGACAGCUGACACAGACUAUCAGGAUGACGUUCACUACACCAGCGUCCACUUCUCUCGCUCCAAAAACCAGGAAGUGCCUCUGUACUCCACCGACCAGCUGCCUCAACCCCAGAAACAGGACAAGGAUGUCCAGUACGAUGCUGUGAAAUUCAACAGCCCCAGUGCUGCCACCCGACGAGCAGCAGCACAAGUGGCUGAGGAGGACUCCUCUGUGAUCUACAGUACAGUCAACAAACCCAGAACCAAGAAGACCUGAACACAACAAACCCAGAACCAAGAAGACAUGAACACAACAAACCCA